AUGGUGAAGUCAAAGAGGAAAGCAGUUGGGUGUGUGGAGUGUCUGGGUACAAUGCUGAUGGUCACUCUACUGCUUCUGGCUGGUUUAGUUCAUUCAGAUGGCAACCACGAAACAAACAAACACCAUGGAACCCAUUCAAGAAAACAUCAAAUGUCCAGCAUGCACGAUGAACCAGGAGCCCCAAAAGAUAUUGACAAAAAUAACCCAGGAGUUCAAAAUGCCACCAUAUUAGCAAUCUAUGACUACAACAACCGAUCAAAUGACAUCUACCUGUAUAAAGUUCGGAAGAUACAAAGAGCACAGAUACAGGUUGUUGCAGGACUUAAGUACAUUCUGCACAUUGAGAUUGGAAGAACAGUCUGUCGCAAAGGAAAGCCAUACAACUUCAAAUUCUGCUCCUUUCAAACAAGCCCACCAUUGAUUAAGACACUGGCUUGUCACUUUGAUGUAUGGGUUAUUCCAUGGAGACACAUUUGGAAUGUGAUCCUAAAUAACUGCCAAUAAAAUUUGCUGGAUCCAUUUUUCUCUCCUAGUCCACUACAUUUCAAAUUUCCAGAAUGGCAAUGGCACUUUCCUCUAAUCACACUGUAAUUGCUAUAGAAAAUAUGCAGAUCAAAGAUGAUUCAGCUUUCUCCAGAGUAGAGGAAGAGUCCAGCUAUUGCAGUAAUUUGUUUGCAACCUGGAGUUUAACUGCUAGUAACAUUGGUGGCACGACUUUCACAAUUGUAUUCUCUUUCAAAGAUACUGAGUGUCUUGUUUCAAAUGUAUUCCCAUCCUAAAAUUAAAUCUGCAUUUAUGUAGCACCUCUUUUAUUCUUGU
This is a messenger RNA of Mobula hypostoma (lesser devil ray), 819 nucleotides long. RefSeq names its product cystatin-F-like. Gene Ontology annotation, cellular component: endoplasmic reticulum; late endosome; Golgi apparatus. Gene Ontology annotation, molecular function: cysteine-type endopeptidase inhibitor activity. NCBI's taxonomy places the organism in Eukaryota, Metazoa, Chordata, Chondrichthyes, Myliobatiformes, Myliobatidae. The record is from RefSeq and is a predicted model, not a curated record. Gene Ontology annotation, biological process: positive regulation of myelination; negative regulation of microglial cell activation; immune response.